This is a messenger RNA of Ziziphus jujuba (common jujube), 2471 nucleotides long. RefSeq names its product probable hexosyltransferase MUCI70. The transcript is spliced from 9 exons. The record is from RefSeq and is a predicted model, not a curated record. Lineage: Eukaryota; Viridiplantae; Streptophyta; Magnoliopsida; Rosales; Rhamnaceae. Bases 267 to 1829 code for a protein of 520 amino acids.
CCGAAUCCCAAACCCCUGGUUCUGUAAAACGUCAGUUCUUCAAUCUUUCUCAGUUUCAGAGGCGUGCCGUGAUUGGUGAUUCCAUCGAAGAAGAAAAAGCUUAACGGCAACCAUUGAAACAUAGAGACUGAGAAGCUCACCGAGUAGCACAAGAAGCAAAAAACGACGUUGUAUUUUUCUCGUCUCGUCCUGCCGGCCAUUGCUGAGAGAUUCGAGUGUGAACGACCUCAUCUCCAUAUUCUAAUGACAUACUCCAACGAGUGAUCAUGGAGAAAGACGUUCAACGUUCUGUGUCUUUACGUCCAAACCGUAGAGCCGACCGGAGUAAUCAAAGCUCCCAUUCUAAAGAUAUUGAAGGGGGGUUCUUUUCUCCGGGAAGGUUACCCCAAGAUUAUCCCAUGAAGAUUGUUUGGAAGAAAGGCUUUAUUCGAUUGGUUCUUGUUGGGGGCAUCUUGUGGAUGUUACUAAUUCUUGUUGCAUCCUUGUUUCAUCUCUGGUCCUGCCAUUCCUCUAUCUCAUUUUUUUCAGCUAUGUGUAACAAAGAAAGCAAGUUAUUCUCCCUUAUGGACAACAUGGGAUUCACACCAAAAUCACAACCACAACACCGCUGUCAAAUUCCCCUUGCCAAGGACCCUGAUAAAAUAGUUAUUCCAAAGGGCAGAACUCCUGACACAAUUGUAAAGAACUUAUCUUAUGUUAUUGAGGAUGAACCUUUGAAUAACAAUUUUCAGUCUACUCCACUUUUUGGUGGACAUCAAAGCUGGUCACAAAGAGAGGAGAGUUUUAAGCUAAAACCAACCAUGAAGGUUCAUUGUGGAUUUAUUCGAAAUGGUGGUGCUGAAAUGGCUCCUGCAGAUAUCAAAUAUGUCAAGAAAUGUAGGUUUGUGGUUGCAUCUGGCAUUUUUGAUGGAUAUGAUGUUCCUCAUCAGCCUUCAAACAUAAGUCCCCGUUCUAAGAAGCUCUUUUGCUUUCUUAUGGUCGUCGAUGAGAUUUCUCUUGAUUUUAUAAAGGAAAAUGUCACUGUCAGAGAGGAUGAUAAGGGGGGGAAAUGGGUUGGUAUAUGGCGUCUCAUUCCACUUAAGCAUCCACCUUAUGAUGAGCCCAGAAGAAAUGGCAAGGUUCCCAAGAUAAUAACUCAUCGGUUGUUCCCUAAAGCACAGUACAGCAUUUGGAUUGAUGGUAAAAUGGAGCUCAUAGUUGAUCCAUUACUAAUGUUAGAAAGAUAUUUAUGGCGUGGGAAGUAUACGUUUGCCAUUGCUCAGCACAAGCAUCAUCACAGUAUAUAUGAGGAGGCUGAUGCAAACAAGCGGAGGAAGAGAUAUGCUCGACCUCUUCUUGACCUCCACAUGAAAAUUUAUCGUUAUGAGGGAAUGGAUUCGUGGAGUCCACAGAAGAAAACAAUUAGUGACGUGCCAGAGGGAGCCAUUAUAGUACGGGAACACACUGAAAUGAGUAAUUUGUUUAGCUGCUUGUGGUUCAAUGAGGUCAACCUCUUUACGCCGAGAGACCAGCUGAGUUUUGGCUAUGUUGUGUACAGGUUAAAGGGUUUGUUUGAAUUUUUUAUGUUUCCAAACUGUGAGUACAAUUCACUGUUUGUGUUACACCCACACAUAAGGGAGCAUUCUUCUCGUAUAGAGUGGGUAACAAAUUGGAAUCAGCUUAAGGGGAAUGGUACCAUUUCGAAUAAGGGUAAAGAUUGGGACCAAGCUAGUGGGAAAAAUGGCAAUCUGAUAGAGAGUAGAGGAGGAUUAGGCUUGUGGACACCUUAUCCGGGGAAUCUUGAUUCGGUUGCCCUGCCUCCUGUAACAAGGACAUCCAAAGCUGGCUGAGGAUCAACUUUAACAUUUGGUCUUCUGUAUGAACAUUUUCUUAGGAUUUAUUCAAUAUUUCCUUUCAUUAUCUCAAUCCUUGUAAGAGGAUUGUACAGUAUGAACAACAGAGUUUUUGCUUGCUUAAGUCUGGCAGGAUCGCAAAAGUGGUAACAGGUCAGGGAGAUUGCCAGCAACCUCUUCAAUACCACUAAGAAUCAAUGUCGAAACAAAAUGUAGAUGUACCUAAAAAUUUUUUUAGCAUUGGGGAACGCUUUGUUUGGGAAAAUUUUAAUAAGAUAAAAGAAUUCAGAAUUUAGGAACUGGAGGUGACUAAGGUAUUUUCUGUUCUGCUUGUAAGUUACUUGCCUCGCAAGGCACUCAUCUGUAGGGCAAAAAGAUUUUGAGACCGGUGGCAAUUUACCUUGACUUAAAAGAUCCUGCCUCGUGAAGCAGUAAUGUUUACCAGUUUUGCCCUUUCUGAUGCUACUGUCCAAGACAAUAGUCUCAUACAAAAGUGGUUGACUUGUAAGUUUGUGAUCGGUAUUAUUCCUCUUUGAAGGAACUGUAUCCUAAAUCCUGAAAGUGUAUCAAUCUCCAAAAAUAGUGAUAUCUUGAUGUGUUUUGAUCUUUGUAUGUUGGUAAAAUUGGAUUGUUGUGUGA